Molecule: messenger RNA, 464 nt
Organism: Coregonus sp. 'balchen'
Lineage: Eukaryota; Metazoa; Chordata; Actinopteri; Salmoniformes; Salmonidae
Source: the annotation of a GenBank genome assembly
AUGGCAACUCAUGUACAGAGUGUCGCAGAGCAUUCUGCCAAAAGAGAAACACACAGAGAAAGAGCAGGGGCUGACAGAAAGAUAAUCCUAAAGAUUCUCCCAAAAGAACAAGAGGGUACAAGACGUUCAAGAGGUUCAAAAGAACAAGUGGUACCCAUGGACUGAGGGGCGUGGCAUGGUGCACAAUCACAGCACAGCCCUGUUCCUCAAUGUGUAGCUCAUAGGUUUGCAUUUCAAUAAAUAUUAAGGGCUAUUCCCACUAACUAUUUAAACACAAUAACAUGUUUUGGGAACUACAUUGGCACCAUUCCUCUGGCAUAUUUCCUUGGUGUCCCCUGUCCCUGUAGAACUAAUAGUAUGGCUGCCUUGCUGCCAUCUUGUCCAAGAGUGGCCAGUUCUCCAGGUUUCCCAACCAUAUUGAUUAUGAACAGAUUUAUGGCUCGACCCGAAGAAUGGCCCAUUAA